UUGGGUGCGUUCUUCUUCUUCCCCACUGUCGGCGAUUGGUUUUCCGCCGCCGCUGACCUCAAAGUUCACAGUCCGUCGCCGCCUUCCGCGCCCGGCGACAGCCACCAUCGCCGUUCCCUUCCCCGCUGUCCGCAAUUCCGGCAAGUUCUGAAUGGGGAACAUCCUCAAUUUCACAACUGCUGUGACAGAUCAUUGCCAUCCAGGGCAACUACGCCGAUGCGGCGUCGGCAGGAGGAGAAUAGCAAUCCAUCAGCUCGACACAUUGAUCAUUCUGGCUUUCAGAGCUUUAUUAUGCAAGCACAUACAACGGCAUGAGGCGUUCCGUCGAAAGCGGAUAGCCAGCGGCCAGUUUCAACUGCUGAGCAUUCUGCUUUGCGGAGCUGUCCAUGCCAAGGGAAUAGCGGCCGGCGAUCGGUUUAAACUGUGUGGCAUUCUGAUAUGUGGAGUUAUAUCUGACCACAUCAUCUGUCACGACGCAAAGGAACCACAUGUUGACCACCGAAGAAGCAGCAGCAGCAGGAUAGCACGCCACCGGUUUGAACCGUUGAUCAUCCUGGCUUUCAGAGCUACAUUGGAGCACAUACGGCAACAUAAAUCAUUUGUUCAAAAGCCAAUAGCCAAUGGCCGGUUCCAGCUGCUGGGCAUUCUGCUCUGCGGAGCGAUCCAUGCCAAGGGAAUCACAGCGAGUGAUCGGUGUAAAACUAAAAUGUGUGGCAUUCUGCUAUGCGGAGUUAUGUCUGACUACUUCUAUGAUGAUGCAAAGGACCCACCGACUGAUGUGCUUCAAGACCUUCCAGAGGGCUUACUUUCGACAAUUUUUUCAAAGUUGCCUCUAGAUGCGGCUGUUAGGACCAGUGCCGUGUCAAGGCAAUGGAGGUACUUGUGGACAGAUUGUCCUAAACUGAGUUUCGACGGGGAUACACUGUGUGGCAGCAACAAUUAUGGGAUAAGAGUAUAUACUUUAAUGUUCCUUCGCAUUGUUAAUAGAGUCCUGUCACAGUGCUGUGGCAAGCUGGUUGAAGAGCUUGCGAUCAAAAUUGAGUUGAACUGGAUGUUGGUUGAGCAUCUUGAUGAUUGGGUUCGUUUUGCUGUAUCAUCGCGGACAAAGGCACUGGUUUUUGAUUUAGCACCAGAAGAGCGUCAACUUGCAGGCCGGGAUGAUCGGUACAGAUUCCCAUUUGAGCUCUUAGACAAGGACAGUGUACGUCAUCUGCAGAAAAUUCGUCUUAGCUUUGUAGACUUGCAGUCACCAAUGCAUUUCAGUGGUUUCCCUAAACUACGGCAGCUUGACCUGAACUUAGUGAAUGUCAAUGGGAAGGAUAUUCCAUAUAUGUUGUCAAACUGUCGUAACCUAGAGUGGCUGAGUAUGGUUAGAUGCCAUCUCAAUGGUGAACUAAAGGUUUACAGCCCAUUGCCUCAUCUGCUAUACUUGAAAAUUGUGUCCUGCGAUGUAACAAGUAUAGCAUUCGAUGCAGUGAACCUUGCGACUUUUGAAUACAAAGGAAUGAAGGUGCCUAUUGACCUCAGUAAAUCAUCGGAACUGGUAUGUGCGGACAUAUCGUUUUCUGCAGUCACUUUUGAGCUUGCUAUUAAUUUGCUUGCUAAAGUCCUUACGAAUGUGAAACAUCUGACCCUCGAUACGGCCUGUAAACCACCAGAGAUUCCCCAUUUGAUGUGUUACCAAUGCAAGUUUUCUCAGAUGACAUAUUUACAAUUGAGGCUGGUAUAUGUCCAAGAAUUUGAUGUCUUAUCUUUGGUCUCUUUUCUGAGGUCUGCUCCUUUUAUUGAGAAGUUAGUUCUGCACUUUUGUCUCCCUGACGUGUGUUUGGUACAAGAAUCUGAACCUAUCAGGAAGCUACCGGAGUGUUUGUACAACAAUUUGAAGAGCUUGCAUAUUACAGGAUUUAAAUCAUGUGCUGGCCAAGUUGAGUUCCUUUUGCAUAUGGUGGAAAAUGCUCCCACAUUGGAGGUUUUAAGUGUAGAUCAAUCAGAAAAAUAUCUCCUAGAAGGCCAUGAAAAAGAUAUGACUACGGUUGUUGAAUUGGUCCAUAGAACUACUAGAAGGUGUCUUGAAGGAAAGAUUUCGCCCAAGUGUACCUUAAUUUUACUCUAAGGGUAUGUUGGCAUAGGGAUGUAUAGUUCCGAUGGGGUGGCAUCUUGGAACGUGUCCGCACGGGUUACUCCUAUGUACACUUGUCAUGGUUCCAUUGUAAAUAUUCAAUGACAUAAAUACUUCCCUUUGAGUAAAUCUGCUAUUAGUCCUCA
Molecule: messenger RNA, 2265 nt
Organism: Triticum aestivum (bread wheat)
Lineage: Eukaryota; Viridiplantae; Streptophyta; Magnoliopsida; Poales; Poaceae
Product: F-box/FBD/LRR-repeat protein At1g13570
Exons: 5
Coding region: 152-2113 (653 amino acids)
Molecular function (GO): protein binding
Source: RefSeq, a predicted model, not a curated record